Nothoprocta perdicaria is the source of this 1618-nucleotide messenger RNA. RefSeq names its product transmembrane protein 242 (gene TMEM242). The record is from RefSeq and is a predicted model, not a curated record. The annotation marks the transcript as partial. The transcript has 4 exons. NCBI's taxonomy places the organism in Eukaryota, Metazoa, Chordata, Aves, Tinamiformes, Tinamidae.
GCCGCGGCGGCUCCGCGGGACGGCGGGCGCGGCGCGGGGCUGCCCCGCGCGGGCGGGAGCGCGAGCCCCGCGGCGCCCCGAGACCAGCUCUUCCUCAUCAAAGGUGGAAUUUUUCUGGGUACAGUUGCUACAGCAGGAAUGAUGGCAGGUUUUGGCACGACACUUGCCAUGGCAAAAAAGAAGGAUCCAAACUGGUUCAGUAAGGGAAUUACGGCCACAGCUGUGCUACCAGAGAGCGGUUCGUCGCUGGCCUUGCGAGCCCUAGGAUGGGGCUCCUUGUACGCGUGGUGUGGAGUUGGACUGCUGAGUUUUGCCAUCUGGAAAGCUCUGGGAGUUCACAGUAUGCAAGAGUUCCGAACUAAAAUGCAGUCAAUGUUUCCAGCAAUUCCUAAAAAAAGUGAACCUACUGUAGAAUGGGAAGACUUACUUAAAUCCAAAUGAAAGAAGCAGAAAAUUUUGGAGACAUCCCAUUCAGCAAGAAUGUCAGGGGAACUACUACAGGUGUCUCAUCUGAGAAACUCAGACUAAGUGAAAAGAAAAACUCAGAAUAAGAAAACUCAGAUUAGAGUUUUCUUAGCAAACUCUAAGACUAAGUGAAAAGAGAACUCAGACUAAGUGAAUUACCGAAUUCACUGGACCUGGUGAUGCCUGUGAACAUCUAACAACAAGAGAGUUUACAAAAACAAUUUUUAUUAUGCUGUAUGUUUGCUAGUACCUCUUCAGCCUGUUUGAUAUAGUUGAUUUGUUAGGAAAUCCAAGGUGAGUUGUAUCCAUCUUGAAAAAAAGAAUUUAUUUUACCAAAAUUUGAAGAAGAAACUAACCUUCAGUAGUAAACAUAAUGAAAAUGCAAUAACAAGCCCUUAUUCCAUCCUGUCCCUCAAGAGGAAUUCUAGGAAAUUUCUCUAGGAACCAAGAGUACUUUCAGUGUUAUUUGAACAUGUCCUGUGAGGAAUGUAACCCUCAAGUAAAUUGUAACAAAUCUGUUAAUGAACCUGGAGGUAAAGCAUACAGUGGACUCUUCUAAAAAUAAAGGCGAUAUAUAAGGUUGCAGCGGAGGAAGUAUCUGAACCAUGCUAUUUUUGAAUGUCUGAAGGGAAAGCUAAAAGCAUCCAGAAUGCAAGGAAUGCCCUACUGAGCUGCUCCGUAGAGCCGAGGAGAGACCUCAACAAAGUGUGCUCUGUUUCCUCAGUAGCACUUUUUUUUAUUGGAUCUUACAAAAAUCUGAUCAUUUKCAUAAAAGAUGCUAUUGUAGUAUGAAAAUCUAAGUUGUAAGUGAAAAUGGUAUAAAAUACUGAUAUACUUUGUCUUCUACUGGAAGUGUUUUCAGCUAAGAAAAUACACAGUCAAGUAUAGCUUUUGGUAUUUCAGUGGCUCCUGUGGCUCUUCUACCAAGAGAAAUCUAGGCAGUAUGUUAUUUUUCACACUGCAGUGAUCUCAUGAAGCGUGGGCGUAAACAAGGAAGAAUAAUGUCUUAGUCAAACACUGUAUUUGCAGAGUUAUAGAUCUGUAAAACUGCAGAAAUAAUAAUCCUUAAAAAAAAGCCAUCACUGAACAAUCCUUUGCAGAAUACUCAAUUAUAAAGUUUUUUUUAUUAAUUGCACACAGUCCAAUUAGUCAG